Molecule: messenger RNA, 2090 nt
Organism: Schistosoma turkestanicum
Lineage: Eukaryota; Metazoa; Platyhelminthes; Trematoda; Strigeidida; Schistosomatidae
Source: the annotation of a GenBank genome assembly
AUGCAUUGUCAAUUACUGUUAACCAUCAAGGGUCCAAAUUACUUUGUUUACAUUCACAUAAUACUUAAUAGACAACUAAAAUACAAAACGGAAAAUUGUGCAAAGUUUUCAAGGUCUUUUGAUAUUAACAUGAUGAAAUGUGGUGGUUUUUGGAAUCCUAGAAAUAAAUUUUUAACAAUUUUAGCCACGUUACUUAUUCCUUUGUACAUAUCGUUGGAAUUGUGUUUUUUUAUAUCGGAUCAGUAUGUGUUUUACAGAUGUGCAAUAGAUGAAGGUUUAUCAUAUGAAGUAAAGGAUGGAAAAUUUGCAUUGCUGACAAGCAACGAGUCAGAUAAACUUUUACUUAAAAAAGGUCAACGCAGAGCUGCUUGGAUUGGUGCAUGCAAUCAUUCAGUGAGAUUAUUAUUUGGCUUAUUGACCACUAUGAUAAUGGGUUACAUAUCUGAUCAUUUUGGCCGCCGUUUGUCAUUAGGCAUCAUGAUUAUCGGAGAAGCAUUACAAAUAAUCACACUUAGUGUGAUUGUCCAACUCCAAGCAAAUCCAUGGUUGACAAUUAUUCCUGGUUUAUUUGAUGGAGCUAUUGGAGGCGGCUUGUUAUCGAUACAAGCACAAGUUUCAGCAUCUUUAACAGAUUUAAUAGAUAAAAAUGAUGUCACAAAUAAAAAAGUCACUAAUCAAAACGAUUUGUGGACUUUAUUCACCUGGUUCGAUGGACUUGCUCUGAUAAGUUUAUCACUUUCAAAUCCUAUAGGAGGUAUAAUUCUUUAUCGAGUUGGCUUUCGACUACCAAUUAUCAUCUGCAACAUUCUUAUUGGGAUAAGUUUAUUGCUCAUAUUUUUCUUGCCCGAAUCUAAUGUUCGAAUUGGUCAGAAAUGUUCAGAUAUGAUAACUGUAAAUAAUGAUCAAGAUUAUCAAACUAAAGAUAAUGAUGCUGUGAUUAUUUCAAUACGCGGUAAAAAUUCAUUACUUUGGAGAGUGAAUUGUCAAAAUAUUCAAAAACAUCUCAGGAUUCUAAGGGGAAAAUACAAACAACACAUUCUGAUUGGAUUUAUUGUUUUCUUGUUAUCUGUUGUUACAUCAACUGAUUUAUAUAUUAUAUACAUAUAUUUAAUGGGAUAUCCUUUUCUAUGGAACUCACAAGAUGUUGGAAUGUACUCUGGUGUGACUGACGUGAUAUCGGCAAUCCUUGCACUAAUUUUCACACUUUUAAUGGCUCGAAUUAUACACAGAUCAGUAUCGGAAUCAAGUGGUUCAGUACCGCAAAAUAUGCAUGCAAUCAAUGAGAAUGAUCGACAGUUAAAAAAUGCUGAAUACCGAUCUGUUAAUUUACUUUUGAAAAUAUUAACUUUCAGUAUAUUCAUGAUGUUUGUGAAUAGAACUAUACUGGGUAUAGCCCACCUGUUUACUUCAUUUACAGCUAAUACUUUAGUGUAUAUUGCGAUAAUACCUAGAUUUGCUAAAGGAAUGAAUAACCCAAUACUAAGAACUCUUAUAUCUAUUUGGACUGACCGAGAAAAUCAGGGUAUGAUUCAUUCAUUCGUUGCGUUUGUAUCACGACUGGGCGUACUUUUUUGUUUUUCCGUAUUGAUUUUAAUCUAUUCUUCUACAACUAAUCUGUUUCCUGGCGCAGUAUUCUUUGUCUGUUCCAGUUUGAUACUUAUUGCGUUAAUAACAAAUGGUCUGGACAGUUAAACUGAAAUUGUGUAUUCAUGGAAGGUUUAAAACAAUCAACCCCGUGUUUUAAUUAAGUUUUCAUGGUUUUGGAAACUUCCGAAAAAUGAUUUUUUUCAUGUGAACAUUUUAUAGAUUUUUGUAUCGAAUCGCCAAUAAAAAUGAGAGAAUAGAUCCUAUGAAAAACUCUUGUGGAAAUAUCUAAUGCACAAACCAGAUUUCAUGAUGCGGCCUCGUUCAAAAGGAUGAUUUUUAUAAAUACAACUAAAAAAUAAACCUGAUUUUGUUAUAAACAGUUUAAGUGAUUAAUUGGUUCUUACUAAAAAUGUAUUCCAUCUUAAAGUGUACAAAUUAAACGAUUUUCAAAAAACAAUCUGGUUCAUUUUUUAUGUUUGUUUAUUCGAAUAAAUAAAAAAGAA